UGCUGGAUUAGAGAAGGGUUAAAGCAUAUUCAGAGAGAAAGACAUUUAGGGUGGCGUUGCAGUAGUUGGACAAGCAGUUUGGAAACAUUGUAUUUGUGUGUAACUUACCUGGAUCUAGAUCUACCCAAAUCCAAAGGACUUCAUCCAAGACUACAAACAAAGAACUGGCUGUUAUAGAUUUUCUGUUUGGGUUCUUGCCCUCCUGCUUGGACUCUUUCGAACAUGGAGACUCAACAGUCCAAUGCAAUGAAGGAGGAUUCCAAGACCAAAGAAGAAGCAGAUGCUGCUGUGGAUGCAGAGCUAGCUAAAGCUAUAAUGGCUCGGUGUUUCCACCCUUCUGUGAUUGGCCCAGAGGCUUGGGAGGGAUAUGUCUUUUCCGAUCUGGAGAUCCGUAUCAAAGAGUCCACAGACCUCUAUGGAGCUGUACUCUGGCCCUCGGCGAUGGUGUUGUGCCAUUUCUUGGAGACCCACCGGGACAAACACAACCUGAUGGACAAAAAUGUGAUUGAACUAGGUGCUGGAACUGGGCUUGUCUCCAUCGUGUCCAGCCUGUUGGGUGCUAAGAUGACCUCAACUGACCUGCCGGAUGUUUUGGGAAACCUCCAGUACAAUGUUGUGCGCAACACCAAGGGCCGAUGCAAGUACAUCCCUCUGGUCACAGAGCUCAUCUGGGGUCCGGAGGUAGAGCAGCGUUUCCCGCGUGCCACACAUUCUUUCGAUUACAUCAUGGCAGCCGACGUGGUGUACUCCCAUCCUUACCUGGAGGAGCUGAUGGACACCUUUGACCACCUGUGCCAGGAAAACACACAGAUCUUGUGGGCCAUGCGUUUUCGUCUGGACCGAGAGAACAGCUUUGUUGAUCGCUUUCGGCAGCGCUUCGACAUGGAGGAGAUUUACAACCUCCCCAGUCUGAGUAUCAAACUGUACCGAGCCUGGAGGAAGGACAAGAGGACCAAGGACCAGAGAAAGGCUGCUGCCUGAAGUGUGUGUGUGUGUGUGUGUGUGUGUGUGUGUGUGUGUGUGUGUGUGUGUGUGUGUGUGUGUGUGUGUGUGUGUUUAUUCUGUAAUGUGUUUUCAUGGAUCUUGUGCAAAUGUCUAAAUGUCUCUUCUACAUUAAAUAUAAAGCAAUACUAUUUAAUAAC
This is a messenger RNA of Cottoperca gobio, 1142 nucleotides long. RefSeq names its product methyltransferase like 21e (gene mettl21e). Bases 223 to 981 code for a protein of 252 amino acids. The transcript is spliced from 5 exons. Lineage: Eukaryota; Metazoa; Chordata; Actinopteri; Perciformes; Bovichtidae. The record is from RefSeq and is a predicted model, not a curated record.